Molecule: messenger RNA, 3762 nt
Organism: Lontra canadensis (Northern American river otter)
Lineage: Eukaryota; Metazoa; Chordata; Mammalia; Carnivora; Mustelidae
Gene: ITGA9
Product: integrin subunit alpha 9
Exons: 28
Coding region: 259-3363 (1034 amino acids)
Biological process (GO): integrin-mediated signaling pathway; cell-cell adhesion; cell adhesion mediated by integrin
Cellular component (GO): integrin complex; external side of plasma membrane
Molecular function (GO): integrin binding
Source: RefSeq, a predicted model, not a curated record
GGCCCGGGACCGCUUGCUCCGAGCGCGCAGACUUCUCCGCCGGACUGAGGACGCCGCCCGCCCCGGGCCGCCCCUACGCUCGCCUUCCGCGCCCGCUCGGCCUACCGCCCCCGGGCCGGCUCCGCUUCCAGCCAGCGUCGGAGCGCAGAGCUCCCGCCCCCGGGAGCCUCCCGGCCGUCGGCGGACCCCGCGGCCCCGGCGCCCGCGCGCUCGGCGCCCUGCUCGCGGGGCACAGCGGAGGGCGGCGGCCGGCUGGGGAUGGGCGGCCCGGCGGCGCGGAGGGGCGCCGGGGGGCUCCGCGCGCUGCUCCUGGCGCUGGUGGCCGCGGGGACGCCCGCGGGCGCCUACAACCUCGACCCGCAGCGCCCCGUGCUCUUCCAGGGGCCCGCCGGUUCCUUCUUCGGCUACGCGGUGCUGGAGCACUUCCACGACAACACGCGCUGGGUUCUUGUGGGCGCACCAAAGGCAGAGUCCAAGUACAGCACUUCAGUGAGGUCCCCUGGGGCUGUGUUUAAGUGUCGUGUCCAUACCAACCCUGACCGGAGAUGCACCGAAUUGGACAUGGCUCGAGGGAAGAAUCGGGGCACGCCGUGUGGAAAGACUUGCCGGGAAGACCGGGAUGAGGAGUGGAUGGGGGUGAGCCUGGCCCGGCAGCCCAAGGCGGAUGGCCUCGUGCUGGCCUGUGCCCACCGCUGGAAGAACAUCUACUACGAAACAGACCACAUCUUGCCCCACGGCUUCUGUUACAUCAUCCCGUCCAACCUCCAGGCCAAAGGCAGGACGCUGAUCCCUUGCUAUGAAGAGUACAAGAAGAAGUACGGAGAGGAACAUGGCUCCUGCCAAGCCGGGAUAGCAGGCUUCUUCACUGAGGAGCUGGUGGUGAUGGGCGCCCCAGGGUCAUUUUAUUGGGCCGGGACAGUCAAAGUGCUGAACCUUACGGACAACACCUAUUUCAAACUGAAUGAUGAAGCCAUUAUGAACAGGCGGUACACUUACCUGGGCUAUGCAGUGACGGCCGGCUCCUUCUCUCGCCCGUCCACCACUGAUGUCGUAGGAGGUGCCCCCCAGGACGAAGGCAUCGGGAAGGUUUAUAUUUUUAGAGCUGAUCGAAGAUCGGGUACCUUAAUUAAGAUAUUCCAGGCAUCAGGUAAAAAGAUGGGCUCUUACUUCGGCUCCUCCUUAUGCGCAGUUGACCUGAAUGCAGACGGCCUCUCUGACCUGCUGGUGGGGGCCCCCAUGUUCUCUGAGAUCAGGGAUGAGGGGCAGGUCACCGUCUACAUCAACAGAGGAAAUGGAGCCCUGGAGGAGCAGCUGGCCCUGAGUGGCGAUGGCGCCUACAACGCACACUUUGGGGAGAGCAUUGCCAGCCUAGGCGACCUUGAUGAUGACGGGUUCCCAGAUGUGGCCAUUGGCGCACCCAAGGAGGACGACUUCUCCGGGGCCGUCUAUAUCUAUCAUGGUGAUGUUGGUGGGAUCGUCUCUCAGUACUCAAUGAAGCUGUCCGGCCGGAAGAUAAGUCCGGUUCUGCGGAUGUUUGGGCAGUCCAUAUCAGGAGGCAUUGAUAUGGAUGGAAAUGGCUAUCCUGAUGUAACUAUUGGAGCCUUCAUGUCGGACAGCGUGGUUCUUCUAAGGGCGAGACCCGUCAUUACGGUGGACGUCUCCAUCUUCCUCCCAGCCUCCAUCAACAUCACGGCGCCUCAGUGUCACGACGGGCUGCAGCCUGUGAACUGCCUGAACGUCACCGCCUGCUUCAGCUUCCACGGCAAGCACGUUCCAGGAGACAUUGGCCUCAAUUACGUUCUGACGGCUGAUGUGGCCAAAAAGGCAAAGGGCCAGUUGCCCAGAGUCUACUUUGUGUUGCUGGGAGAGUCCUUGGGUCAGAUCACAGAGAAGCUGCAGUUGGUCCACAUGGAGGAGACGUGUCAUCACUACGUGGCCCAUGUGAAGCGGCGAGUGCAGGACGUCAUCAGUCCCAUUGUGUUUGAGGCCGCCUACAGCCUGGGUGAACAUGUGACUGGAGAGGAGAGGGAGCUGCCAGCUCUGACACCAGUGCUCCGCUGGAAGAAGGGACAGAAGAUUGCCCAAAGGAAUCAGACCGUCUUUGAAAGGAACUGCCGCUCAGAGGACUGUGCCGCGGACCUACAGCUCCAGGGUCAGCUGCUGCUCUCCAGCGUUGAUGGGAAAACCCCGUAUCUAGCUUUGGGGGCUGUAAAGAAUAUCUCCCUAAACAUCUCCAUCUCAAACCUCGGGGACGAUGCCUAUGAUGCCAACCUGUCCUUCAACGUUUCCCGGGAGCUCUUCUUCAUCAACAUGUGGCAGAAGGAGGAAAUGGGCAUUUCCUGUGAGCUGCUUGAAUCAGACUUCCUCAAAUGCAGCGUGGGAUUUCCUUUCAUGAGGUCAAAAUCAAAGUACGAAUUCAGCGUGAUCUUUGACACAAGCCACCUGUCUGGGGAAGAGGAAGUUCUUAGCUUCAUCAUUACUGCUCAGAGUGGCAACAUGGAACGUUCCGAGUCCCUGCAUGACAACACCCUUACGCUGACGGUGCCUCUGAUGCACGAAGUGGACUCGUCCAUCACUGGAAUCAUGUCUCCAACCUCUUUUGUGUACGGCGAGUCUGUGGACGCAUCUAACUUCAUUCAGCUAGAUGACCUGGAGUGUCAUUUCCAGCCCCUCAACAUCACCCUUCAGGUAUAUAACACUGGGCCAAGCACCCUUCCUGGGUCAUCUGUCAGCAUCGCUUUCCCCAAUCGGCUGUCACCUGGAGGGGCAGAGAUGUUCCAUGUGCAAGAGAUGGUGGUGAGCCAAGAGAAGGGAAACUGCUCUUUCCAGAAAAACCCAACACCCUGCAUCAUCCCUCAAGAGCAAGAAAAUAUCUUCCAUACAAUAUUUGCCUUUUUCACCAAGUCUGGAAGAAAAGUCUUGGACUGUGAAAAACAAGGAAUUUCUUGCCUAACAAUGCACUGUAACCUUAGUGCGCUUGCUAAAGAAGAAAGUCGUACUAUAGACAUUUACAUGCUGCUGAACACAGAAAUAUUGAAAAAGGACAGCUCAUCUGUCAUCCAGUUUAUGACCCGCGCCAAGGUCAAGGUGGACCCUGCCCUGAGGGUGGUGGAGAUAGCCAAUGGGAACCCAGAAGAGAUGAUGGUGGUCUUCGAAGCCUUGCACAACCUGGAGCCUCGGGGCUAUGUGGUGGGCUGGAUCAUCGCCAUCAGUUUGCUGGUGGGAAUCCUCAUCUUCCUGCUGCUGGCUGUUCUGCUCUGGAAGAUGGGCUUCUUUCGCCGAAGGUACAAAGAAAUCAUUGAAGCUGAGAAAAACCGGAAAGAGAACGAAGAUGGUUGGGACUGGGUCCAGAAAAACCAGUGACCUGCCACGCCAGCCACGUGACCCAGUCAUUUUGCCCGUCGUCCUUGUUCUUUGUAUCUUCCAUAUUUGGAAGAAAGAAUCUUCUCCAGAUUUUUCGGAGGCCCCACUGACGCUGUUCUCUUCCUCACGUUACCAAGCCCAGGAGCCAACCUGGGGUAGCCUCUCCGGCCAGGUCACGGGACUGGAGCCACCACCCAUUUCCUUUCAGAAAUGAACUCCGAACUUGGGAAAAGCAAGCACCAGAGCUGAGCGAUAUUUAUGGAUGCAACGUGCGUGGUCAACCCUCAGGGGAAAACUGUUACCUAAAAGUAUUUUUAUAAAUACAAGCCUUUUAUACUGAUUAUGUCUUUAUAUUUGUAUCGAUGUUUUAUUAUUUCUAUUAAAUAGUUCUAUAAUUCA